CACACACAAGCCUUUUUCUUUAUCCAUUUUUAGAAUUUUUUAUUUUUUAGAAUACCAAAUGCAAGCUAGCACUGCUACAGAUCUAAAUCUCUCCUUUUUCUCUUGAUUCUUUAUUGGAGAUAAAUGGGGUGUUCCCAUUAGAUCUUGUCUUUACGCAUUGCUGUUCGUUAUACCAUCAGGAUACCCUGUCUGUGGUGUUCUCUCUCUCUCGUCUAAAGCUUGAUGGUUGCAUAAUUGCAGAUUUAUUUUUAGUUGCAAUUUUGCAUGAGAUAGCUUUAGGACAAAGAGAUCUGCUUGCUUGAGGUGGAAAGUCGAGGUGAAGGAUCUCAUAAGUAGAAGAACAAUGAGGAACAGAUCUGAUGGAGGCCAAAAGAAGCGUUUAAUCACUUCUUUCUGUGGUGCGGCAAUCUUUCUUGGGUUUCUAUAUCUAUACUAUGGAUCCAUUUUUGGUUCUUCAAGCCGUGGAGCAGCAGCACUGGAAUAUGGAAGAUCUUUGAGAAAACUUGGAUCAUCUUAUUUGGGUGGAGAUGAUGACACUGAUGGCAAGCAAGAUGAUUCUUCAACAAAAUUUGGCCUGGAGAAUGGAGAGGAUGAUAUUACACCCAAAACUUUCCCUGUAUGUGAUGAUAGGCACUCAGAAUUAAUUCCCUGCUUGGACAGAAAUCUCAUUUACCAAAUGAGAUUGAAGCUGGACUUAUCUUUGAUGGAGCACUAUGAACGUCAUUGCCCACCACCUGAGAAGAGGUUCAAUUGCCUGAUUCCUCCUCCACCAGGAUACAAGAUCCCAAUUAAGUGGCCCAAAAGCAGAGAUGAGGUCUGGAAAGUGAACAUUCCCCAUACACACCUUGCACAUGAAAAGUCUGAUCAGAAUUGGAUGGUUGUUAAAGGUGAAAAGAUAGCAUUUCCUGGGGGAGGCACUCAUUUCCACUAUGGAGCUGACAAGUAUAUUGCUUCAAUUGCAAAUAUGCUGAACUUUUCAAACAAUAUUUUAAACAAUGAAGGAAGAUUGCGUACGGUCCUAGAUGUCGGCUGUGGUGUUGCAAGCUUUGGAGCUUAUCUUCUUUCAUCUGAUAUAAUAGCAAUGUCUUUGGCACCCAAUGAUGUGCAUCAAAACCAAAUUCAGUUUGCCCUGGAAAGGGGAAUUCCUGCCUAUCUUGGUGUUUUGGGAACCAAGAGGCUCCCCUACCCAAGCAGAUCAUUUGAGCUUGCACACUGUUCACGUUGUAGGAUUGACUGGCUUCAGAGGGAUGGAAUUCUUCUUCUUGAGCUUGAUAGGUUACUUAGACCCGGAGGCUAUUUUGCAUACUCAUCUCCAGAAGCUUAUGCACAGGAUGAGGAGGAUCUUAGAAUAUGGAGAGAAAUGAGUGCCCUAGUGGAACGUAUGUGUUGGAGAAUUGCUGCAAAGAGGAAUCAAACUGUCAUUUGGCAAAAACCCCUAACAAAUGACUGUUAUAUGCAAAGAGCACCUGGUACUCAACCUCCCCUUUGCCGCUCUGAUGAUGAUCCAGAUGCUGUUUGGGGUGUGCCAAUGGAAGCCUGUAUCGCACCAUAUACUGACUAUGACCAUAAAGCCAGGGGGAGUGGGUUGGUUCCUUGGCCUUCUAGAUUGACCUCUCCUCCUCCUAGACUUGCUGAUUUUGGCUAUUCAAGUGAAAUGUUUGAAAAGGAUACGGAAACAUGGCGCCGGAGAGUUGAGCAAUAUUGGAAUCUCUUAGCUCCGAAGAUUGAGUCCGAUACUCUUAGAAAUUUAAUGGACAUGAAAGCGAACAUGGGGUCAUUUGCAGCUGCUCUAAAGGGCAAGGAUGUUUGGGUGAUGAAUGUUGUCCCUGAGGAUGGACCAAACACACUGAAGGUGAUAUAUGACCGAGGCCUGAUUGGUUCUGUCCAUAACUGGUGUGAAGCCUUCUCGACAUAUCCUCGAACUUAUGAUUUGCUCCAUGCUUGGACUGUCCUUUCGGAUGUUGAGAAGAAAGGCUGUAGUGGUGAGGACUUGUUACUUGAGAUGGAUCGCAUGCUUAGGCCAACUGGUUUCAUUAUUAUCCGGGACAAACAACGAGUGAUAGAUUUUGUAAAGAAGUAUUUAGCAGCAUUGCAUUGGGAAGCAGUAGCAACAGCUGAUUCCAGUUCAGAUUCACAUCAGGACGGUGAUGAUAUUGUGUUCAUUGUCCAAAAGAAGAUAUGGUUGACAAGUGAGAGCCUCCGGGUUUCUGAAUAGAACAAUGAACUCAAGCUUUCCUAUUUCUCCUCAUAUUUUCUGCAGCUCCGAGGGAGAUUAAGAAGCAUAUCCCAGGAAGCCACGCACUAAAAUUUUUAUUUUGUAGCAUGAAGCAAUUUUUACGUUGUUUUUCGUCUUUUCUUUUUCUCUUCUCUUUUCCUGUAAUGAUUUAGUUCAUAAGCCAUAAACUGUGAUAAUCUAUAGGCUAUUCUUCAAAAAAUUUUCCUCUAUUUUAGUUAUCCCAGUUACUUAAAAACUGUUUGACUAAUAAUCAAACGCAGGAUCUGUAAUACUGAAGUGCCUACGAAUUGUGGCCUUUUUUAGCUUGUUUAAUUCAAGGUUGCUUUGCUGCUGAAUACCAGCUGCUGUUUUUCCCUCUGCGGAUGCAGCUGAAAGAAUAAGGAAAUUCUGCAGAAGAAAAACCAAAAUAAUUGGAUUAUAGUUUG
This is a messenger RNA of Rubroshorea leprosula, 2661 nucleotides long. Lineage: Eukaryota; Viridiplantae; Streptophyta; Magnoliopsida; Malvales; Dipterocarpaceae. The record is from the annotation of a GenBank genome assembly.